AUGCUAACAAGUUUAGGUUACAUUGGAGAAUUCGAAUACAUUGAUGACCAUAGGUCGGGAAAAAUAGUGAUACAACUGACUGGCAGACUGAACAAAUGUGGCGUAAUCAGCCCAAGAUACAACGUCAAGAUCAACGACAUCGAAAAAUGGACUGACAGCUUGCUUCCAGCCAGACAAUUCGGCUAUGUCAUUCUCACAACUUCCGCCGGUAUUAUGGACCACGACGAAGCAAAGAGAAAACACGUUGCUGGCAAGAUUCUGGGUUUUGUGUAUUAG
Molecule: messenger RNA, 276 nt
Organism: Ogataea haglerorum
Lineage: Eukaryota; Fungi; Ascomycota; Pichiomycetes; Pichiales; Pichiaceae
Exons: 1
Coding region: 1-276 (91 amino acids)
Biological process (GO): translation
Cellular component (GO): ribosome; cytosolic small ribosomal subunit
Molecular function (GO): structural constituent of ribosome
Source: RefSeq, a predicted model, not a curated record